AGGGCGGCUAAGAUAAUUUUAUUUUAUAAAAGGAGCUGACAAAGCAAGAGGAAGAGACGAAGGAAAAAUAGAAAGACAGUGAAGAGAAGAUGAUUGAGGUGGUGUUGAACGAUCGCCUGGGGAAGAAGGUGCGCGUGAAGUGCAACGAUGACGACACCAUUGGCGACUUGAAGAAGCUGGUGGCCGCUCAAACCGGUACUCGAGCUGAUAAGAUUCGGAUUCAGAAGUGGUAUACCAUCUACAAGGACCACAUCACGCUUAAGGACUAUGAGAUCCAUGAUGGCAUGGGCCUUGAGCUCUACUACAGCUAAACCUGUAAUUGAUGAUAUAAUAAGCAAGGCAUGUUGGAAGUGGGAAGGACAACUUUGCUAGUAAUGUCUUGUUAAAUAAUAUUAGCAGGGCCAACUUUAUAAUUAAUGUCUUGUAUGAUGGCUCAUAUUAUACUCCUGAAAACUUGUAAUAGCUUGUUCACGUUGUUUUAUGUGGAUGGUUCUUUUCUGUAUUAAUCUGUUUUCAUUGGUAUGUGGAUCUUUCUUCAAUCUGUAUUUGGGAUUUUGAAGUAGUAUGGGUGCUUUAUGUGGUA
Mangifera indica (mango) is the source of this 583-nucleotide messenger RNA. Its product is annotated as ubiquitin-like protein 5. Gene Ontology annotation, cellular component: nucleus; cytoplasm. Bases 90 to 311 code for a protein of 73 amino acids. Gene Ontology annotation, molecular function: protein binding; protein tag activity. Gene Ontology annotation, biological process: mRNA splicing, via spliceosome; protein modification process. NCBI's taxonomy places the organism in Eukaryota, Viridiplantae, Streptophyta, Magnoliopsida, Sapindales, Anacardiaceae. The transcript has 2 exons. The record is from RefSeq and is a predicted model, not a curated record.